Raphanus sativus (radish) is the source of this 1424-nucleotide messenger RNA. Its product is annotated as putative F-box protein At2g33190. The record is from RefSeq and is a predicted model, not a curated record. Gene Ontology annotation, molecular function: protein binding. The coding region runs from base 73 to 1197 and encodes 374 amino acids. The transcript has a single exon. Lineage: Eukaryota; Viridiplantae; Streptophyta; Magnoliopsida; Brassicales; Brassicaceae.
AAUCCCUUAGUUCACACAAGAAACAAAAGCCCUAAGUUAGCCGCAAGCCUCCAGAGUAUCCAAUACACAAUAAUGUCUAGAAACGUUGAUUGGUCUAAGCUCUGCCCUGAUCUGUUACGAUCAAUCUUCGAAAGCUUACACUCUCUGGAUUUUCAUCGAGCCAAAACCGUUUGCUCAAACUGGUACACCGUUUCAAGAACAUGUCCUUUAUAUCCAUGGCGAAUCGUAUUACAAGGUCAGAACUCUCUCUUGUAUGAUCCCGUUCAAGAUAAAGUCUACCACAAAAAACUUCUUGGAAUCGACUUGUCCAAAGUCCAUUGUCUCGCUAGUUACAGCAACUGGCUUCUAAUAGUAGAUCCUUGUCUACAUUUCCAUCUCUUGAACGUGUUUACUCGCGAAACGAUCAAUCUUCCUUCAUUAGAGUCAUCACUUGGUGACACUCCUUAUAGAUUCGUACGAAACGACCUGUUUGAAUGCUUCCUUGAGCUCUACGGCACCAAGUUUCUUGUGACUUGGGAUGAUUUUAAAUUCUCAAAGACGGCUGUCUUGUGGAUAAACGAGAGAAAUGGAGAUUUCGUCGUCGCUUGGACCAUCAAACAGUUCUAUAUCUUCUCAUACAAGAAAAUAGCAAAUGAUGGUGAUGGUGAUGAGAGGUGGAGUAUUACAUGCACACAGUGUGAAGACAUGGCUUAUAAAGACAACAAGCUUUAUGUCUAUACCUAUGAUCAUUACAUCAACGUUCUUGAUUUCUCUGGAGAUUGUCCUAAAGAAACUCUUGAAGGAAACCAUUAUCUUAAUCAUCCUUUUCCCUUCGUUGAUACGAUAUAUAAGAUGAGGAUUGCGAUCACUAAUUCAGGAGAGGUUCUGAUCGUUCUGAGCUUGAAAGAGUUGAACAGAAAGUUUUGCAUUUGUAAGCUGAAUCUUGAAGUUGGAGAAUGGGAAAGAGUAGAGUCUUUGGGUGACGAGAUGUUGAUUUUUGGUCAAGGUGUUACAAUAAGAGGACCGGUUAAAGAUAGAGGAAUCAAGAGUGAUUCAAUAUGUUUUCUUGAUGAUGAUCAUUUGCCUGAUAAUUAUCUUGGAACGAGGAAAGAAGCAAGUUGUGGUGUGUUUGAUCUUGCCAGAAGUACAAUCACAUGGCACACAAGAUUAGAUGAUUGGUCUUCGAAGAUUUACUGGUUUGUCCCAGGACAAGCUUAGUCUUUAAUUACAGUUUUAUGUGAAACUCUUCUUAGAUUUAUAAGUGGUCGUUUGAUAAACAAACACAUAACUCUCUUUUCUUUCGUAUCAUCAAUCUUUGAUUUUAGGGUUUAUGGAAAAUUUGGACAUUUGUAGCAAUUGGCUCUUAAUUUACUGUUGAUUCUGGUUUAGAUUUUGUAUCUUUUGAAUUUGUUAACCUCUUCCAAUGUAUCGGCUUGUCUUUGUAU